This is a messenger RNA of Notodromas monacha, 1099 nucleotides long. Lineage: Eukaryota; Metazoa; Arthropoda; Ostracoda; Podocopida; Cyprididae. The record is from the annotation of a GenBank genome assembly.
AUGUAUUAUUGUCCCCAACAGGAACACAAAGUAAACACAGCCAAGAGAUUGCCAGUCAGAUGGAUGUCGCCAGAAAGCAUCACUCGGAGGAUUUACUCUUACGCAUCCGACGUCUGGGCUUACGGCAUCGUUCUCUGGGAGAUUUAUUCCCUGGGAAAGGUCCCUUACUUUGGCCAUUCCAACGAAAAAGUGAUCUCAUUGAUCAUCGAUGGAGUUCAACUCGAACCUCCAGCAGGAUCCCCGGAAUACAUCGCUGGGAUCAUGAAAAGCUGUUGGAACCCGGAACCCAACAGAAGGAUUUCGUUCAAAGAUAUUUGCAGUUCGCUUGCGACAAAGAAUUCGGGGCAUUCCAGCCCUGCUCAGCCCGCCAAUCAAAAAUCCAUUGAACAUAAGUUCCCAGCUGAAUCGGAGGAAGCCAUCAAUGAUCAUCAUAGUGGGUAUUUGCAACCGAUUAUGCACAGGAAUGGCAUUGUGUACUCGGAAUUGAGUAUUAGAAGUAGUUCUGAAGAAAUAUUUGAGUGAUCUGAGUUCCGUGUGCUGAUUUGUCUAUAGUUAAGGUUGGAAAAUGUGUUGUGUUUUUUUCUUCUCAGGAUUCAUUUGAUAUGUGAGAAUUUAAAAAAUUACAAAACAUAAACUAUUUAAUUUAUAUAUUUCCUACUUAUGCGUAAGUUGUAUUGAAAUAACCAAUCUAAAUUAACAGAACAUUGAAAAAAGCAGUAAAACGUUGAGAAAUACCCCUUAUAUAUAGGCUGAGGGGGGAAGUAUGUUAAGACUGAAAAGCAAUCAGAUAAAAAAGACUAACUUGCUUCUUAUGGAGCGAAAUUUCAGGGUAUAGCAAGAAAUUUCUCAGCAAUUAUGGUGUAGGAAUUUUGGACAGGGUGGCAAAAAUCAACAAUGGAGAAAUGCCGGUCGUAACCAAAUUUUUCACAUUCCGACUAGGUCUACGUUCUCUAUUAAUCAUUUGGAAGAAUGCAGAAUAUGUUCAUGAAACGUCUCAUUUUUAUCAAUAUUUUUGCAAGGAAGGAAAAAAACAAGAGCCGAUAUCGAUUCAAAUUUAUUUUGUCCUUACCCGAAUAGAAAUGAGAGAUACAUUUUGCCG